Emiliania huxleyi CCMP1516 is the source of this 861-nucleotide messenger RNA. RefSeq lists its product as hypothetical. The record is from RefSeq and is a predicted model, not a curated record. The transcript has a single exon. NCBI's taxonomy places the organism in Eukaryota, Haptophyta, Isochrysidales, Noelaerhabdaceae. The coding region runs from base 1 to 861 and encodes 286 amino acids.
AUGAUUCUCUGUGUGUUCUCCACCUUCCUCGCCCUGGGCUUGGCGCUGACGACGCAGCUGGACACGCAGCAGCAGCAGAAGAGCGAGCUGCACACGACGAGGACAGGGGGCGUAAUCUUCAGCGGCAAAAUCACGACCGUCUUCAGCGCAGAUCUUCGCCUGGCCGAGAGGCUCACCGCGGCCGUGCUGGUGGAGCAGGUGGAACGUUCGGCGCUGAUUUUGAGUCCACCCGCUGUUGGCAGCGUGGCCGAGGUCGUCUUUGGACGGCGCGUCGUCCCUCUGAGGCUGCGCGACAAGCUGCUCCACAGUCGCGUGCGGCUGCAGGCUGCUGCGUCAAACUCGACAUCGCAUCGCUGCACGAGGAUAGAGCUCCUGGGCCAGGCAGCCGCAGGGGAUGCAGCAGACAUCGAGCCUUCAGAACCCCUUGUGCUCGUCGAGCUCACCAGAAACGUCUCCUCCUCCAAGCACCCUUGGCUCGAGCAAGACUACCCGGCCGGCACCCGCUUCCGACCCUUCACCGGGCCGACAUACGGCGUGAUCAGCGAGAGCGGCAUCGCGGUCCAAGACCUGCUCGACUGCGAGGCGCCCUUCUACGAGAUGCCCGCGAGCGCGACUCGCGUCGUGUGGUCGGCUGCCUCGGAACAGCUGGUUCGACGGUGCGCCGUGCCCGAGCUGCUCGACCCAGUCGAAGUCGUUCUUGUCCCUCACCCUCGCCCUCCGCCCUCGCCCUCGCCACCAACCGGCGUCCGGCCCGGUCCCCCUCCCACCAUCAUGUUUCUCAUCCUUUUCUUCCUUUUCGUCCUCAUCAUCGCGAGUCACGACGGCAUCUUCAACUGCAUCGCGCUCUGCCCCAUCGCCUAG